This is a messenger RNA of Physcomitrium patens, 4759 nucleotides long. Its product is annotated as putative arabinosyltransferase ARAD1. Gene Ontology annotation, molecular function: glycosyltransferase activity. Lineage: Eukaryota; Viridiplantae; Streptophyta; Bryopsida; Funariales; Funariaceae. The record is from RefSeq and is a predicted model, not a curated record.
CUGGACAUUACUUACAGAGGUUCUGGUUACAGUGUUUUUAUUAUCCCCAAUCACAAACUGAAAACGAAACAAACACUUCACAUCCAUUCACCCCAGCACAACACAUUCAACUCUCACAGCAACCAUGAAUACAGACAUGGGUAUCUACGCCCAAUUCCUGAAAAUGCCACUCAAUGUGAUAAGAGGUGGGCAGUGACGAAUAUUAGGUCAACAAGCGACUAGUUCUUUUGCAUGGUGGGAGCACCUAAUCGUUCAUGGCCAAAUACCUACUCUUGCCUUCCCUGCUACGCACCCAAAAGCACAACAACUCUCGGUGUCUCUUCCACAUAAUGGUUCAUAGUCGGAUGAUACGGCUCAUUUCGGGUGUCCAACGCCAGUUCACUGCGGGGCCCAACUGGGAGUGGAUAUGGUGCAGUAGUUGUCAAAAGCUUAUUGUCUAUUUCCUACAAGAAAAUGAAUCCAACAAUGCGUUGCUGCUGAAGCCUCACGUCACCACGCAACCUUCCUUCCAUUCUGUUACACUCCGUGUGCAGCAGCAGGGUUGCUUGCUUGUUUGAGAAAUCACCUUCGGGUGUACAAAGAACGUGACAAGUUUUUGUCACUGAGCUUUAACCCUAGUGUCGAUGAGUGGACGAGUCGGCGCUGAAGCUAUGUGCAUGAUUGUAGCACGGCCUUGUAGGCAAGCUGCUGUUACACCUCCCUACAGAAUGGCACCGGAUGACAAAAGAAUAACAACACAAAAAAAAACGGCGAGGAAACUCUUCAGGAAAAUUGUACAUGAAAACACAUGUUACUUCACGGAGAUGGUCGAGGGACUGUAAACGAUCACAAGUCCAGUGCGACAAUGGCUGGAGACCGAGGAUCUGUGAAUUGCGCCUCGUUGACACAGACCUGUGCAAUGCUGUUGCACAGCAGGACGUUCGCCACUGUAUCAGUCUAGCGUCAUGUCGACAGUGUAACAAUCCGAACUAUCCAAUCUCGCCGCGCUACUCCCCUAAUCGCGCGGGAUGAAUCCUAGAUACGAUGCGAGAGUCGGGAGAAUAUACGCCGUCGAUGUGCCAUCGGAGGGCCGCGACGUAGAAGUGCUAAUUAAAGAGGCGGGACGUGUAAGACAAAAAUUGAAUUUCUUGUCACGGCCAUCGGAGCUCGCUUUCGUGGGGGUUGAUUAAAUUUCGGGUUCGCAUUGCGCAGCUUCGCACCGCACAUGGGCCUCCAGCAUCUGUGCACGAAUCGUCUAAGGUUUUAGCGGUUUUCGUCCGGCGUUCGUUUGGUUGUUUUUAGUUCGUCACUGGCUGCCCCCGCUGCAACUUGUGCGUGGGUUCGCGCCUGUCACCCGUCGGUGGACAAUGAGGGGCAAGUUCUGGAGGGUGAUUCCAGUUAGAACUUCCGUGACGUUUGCAUUUGGGAAGCUGUCGCAGGGAAUUGGAAUUUUGGUGUCGAUCUUAAAGGUGCGAGACAGAUGAGGGGCUGUGAGUUUUUUUCUGGGAAGGAGAUCGACGGUGUGUUAGAUCUUUAUCCAUGGUUGUGACCUUCUUGGACUAGUUUCCUAUGGAGUAUUUCUUUACAUGUCUCGUUUGAGGGUUAUGUUUCUGAAUAGUUUUAUAUUGAGUCAAGAAGUUGCAACAUCACAUGAGUUGAUGAGUUAUCGUAGGCAUCGCGAUCAGUUGUGCGAUGUGCUUGAUCUUGUGAUUUAACGUGAUGUUUGGAACUGUUGUACAGCAUCAUGAUUCGUUCGGAACGGUUUUCGGCGUUAUUAGAUUGAGCGGUUCAGCAAGAGACUGCAAACAGCAGAUUGCUUUAGUGUAUCGCCAUAGCCGAAUUAGAAGAACGGGCUUCGCCUUCAUUGUUGACAAUCUGAUUCAUGAAUCUCUGCUGGCAUACUUAAACGGUUUUCUUCUGUAGAGUUCUUUUGUGCUUGCCAAUAUAGUGGAGGAAGCGAAGUUGUAACACUUCGUGUGUUUACAUAUGCCCUGAGUUGGUCGUAUUAUUUUUGAAGGUAUGGGACAUGAAGAAAUAAGACUAGGAUCUGCGAAGUUCUCAGGCGUGAGAUUAUUCUGGGUAGUGCCGAGCUUUUGGCUGCAAUCGUUGUAGGAAGACGCUGAAUCUUCUGGCGGAUUAAGUUCAAAGUCUUUUUCCUUCGAUAUCACUACAUGUGGGCGAGCACGUAAUAGUCAACACUAGAAUGAUGCCUGCUGCGGAGGGCGAUAAGGAGACGGUUUCGACUCUGUCACCUCGCUUGUCUGGCAGAAUCAUUCUCUAUUCGGAGUAGUAUUCUGGAAAGCAUCACAAUAUUGUCUAGGAACAUUGCUGAAGUAUAGUAUUCAUCUACACAGAUAAUGAAUUCGUCACAGAGGAUUAAUCCAAUUUAUGAGCAGUUACACUGGGGUGAUAAAGUUGUGAAGCGGGGGUUGUUAUGCAAAGAAUCACCGAAUCAGGAAAAUUCCGGAGGCGUUUCACAGAAAGGGUCGGGUAGCCCAACGUUCCUCUCCCUUCCGUUGAACUCUCACGAUGUGCAGAAAGCUCGACCAUGCCGCGGAUCAGACGAGUGUAGAACGUCAAGAAGAUACAUUCUUGCUGUCUGCCUUCUUUUAUCCAUCACUGCUUUUGCAGGCUCACUCAUGUUUGCAAAAUCCGUGAGUCCCACACUCUUGUUGAAUGACGGCUGUACUACGUCAUACAACUCAUUCUCGAAGCUGCAACGUCGUUUCUCAUUACAAGAUUCACAGACAGCUUCUGCCGAACUUGGCACAGGGUUUCCCGAAGGAUGCAGUGAGAAGGCCACUACUCUGAGAGUGUUCAUGUACGAUCUUCCAUCUGAAUUUCACUACGGUAUGCUUGUGCAGCAACCGUACUCCCAGGGUCAAAUCUGGCCGCGAAACGUUUCAGACAUACCUCCGUAUCUAGGGGGCUUGUACAAGCAGCACAGCGUAGAAUAUUGGCUAACUUCCGACUUACUUACGUCGAACAUGGCAGACCGGCAGAGUGUGUGCACAGCAUUUCGAGUGGAUAAUUGGAGAUCGGCUGAUGUGAUUUUCGUGCCUUUCUUUGCUUCACUGAGCUAUAACAAGUUCACAAGAGCAGAACAAAGGGCACUUGGCGAGGACAAGAACCAAGAGCUGCAAGAAAAGCUGAUGCAGUUCCUAGAGAAGCAGCCUGCAUGGCAAGCUUCUGGAGGUGUAGACCAUGUGAUUGUGAUCCACCAUCCCAAUAGCGGCUAUUUUAUGAGGGAUCACUUGCGGAAAGCCAUGUUUGUGGUUGCAGAUUUCGGUCGAUAUGCCUCCGAUGUAGCCAACAUUGGUAAAGAUAUCGUAGCCCCUUACAAGCACGUUGUCAAUGAUUUCGAAGCUGAAGCUACCAUCUCGUAUGAGAAACGUAAGACACUUCUGUUUUUCCAAGGAGCCAUUAUGAGGAAAGAGGGUGGAAUCAUAAGGCUACAACUAUACAAGCUCCUCAAUGGCGAGCCGGACGUGCAUUUUGAAGGAGGUAACACCACCAACAGCGCAAUCCGCUCCGCAUCUGAGGGCAUGCAGAACUCCAAGUUCUGUCUCAACUUAGCCGGGGAUACCCCUUCCUCUAAUCGCCUCUUCGACGCAAUUGCUAGUCAUUGCGUCCCCGUCAUCAUCAGCGAUGACAUUGAAGUGCCGUUCGAGGAUACCCUCAACUACUCCACCUUCUCAAUCUUCAUAAAAUCCAGUGACGCCCUUAAGAGCAAUUUCAUAAUCGAUCUGCUCCGUGGAGUAAGUAGGGAAAAAUGGACCAAGAUGUGGGCCACACUGAAACAAGUGGAACACCAUUUCAAAUAUCAAUACCCUACGCAACCAGACGACGCUGUGCAUAUGACCUGGAAAGCUAUCGCCCGCAAAAUUCACAAAGUCAGGCUGCACCUUAACAAGGAAAGAAGAUACCAAUGGCGCACUUGAUCAAGAAUUUAUUCCACCCAGGUUUGGCAAAAUAAAACCGACCCACUUUGUUGUUUUUGGGUUCGAGUACGCCACAGAAUGUUCUUCUAUGUUGCUAAUGCUGGUCCUUUGUGGACAACACCUCACAGAGAUGGUGCCACUUUGACUUUCAAUAUUUCAAGAAGCCUGAUAUGACACCGCUUCCAGCCUCUUCCGGUUGCCAAAUUCUUUUCUCAAUCAUGGACACGGCUCUCAUGAAAAUAGGUUCCAGCGAGGUUUUACGUGUUCCUUUUCAGCUUCUGGAAGGAUUGUAAGAUGUCCGUAUUUUCGUUUCGCGCCUCUGGAACCUCGAUGCAGGUCAGGACGAUGAGGUGCGUCGUUCAUAGCCAUGACGAGGAGUUUUCGAUACUGAAUGGAGACAUUCAUGGAAGAGCCUUGAACAGAGACGCCGCUCCUCGGUACAGCUUGUACUUCCACGUAAGUGACAUAGGGCUGCGUUAAGUUAAAGUCCAAAAGAAACCAAUUGGCAAAGAAGGAUCCCAAGAUGAGCACAGAUUGUCUCAGACUUGGUUGGGAACACUUGUAAUCUUUCUAUGGUCAGCGUAAAAGAAUAGGUAAGGGCAUAAUAUUCUAAGGAUCAGGCUAGUCUUACUAAUAGAAGAUUCUUUCACAUGCGUGACGGCUUGCAGUGAGGAAAAGUUCAUUAAUUGAUUGAAGCACAAGGUUUAGGUCAGAGGCUCAACCAUCUGCUGCUGAGGAUAUUAUAGCAAUGAAGUUGCAGGUUUAAAAGCACCUGAAUUGUUAAAUAAAAUAGUUACCUCUCCGAGCUAAAUUCAGUUCCCUGGAAUAAUUGACUCACA